Molecule: messenger RNA, 1721 nt
Organism: Didymella exigua CBS 183.55
Lineage: Eukaryota; Fungi; Ascomycota; Dothideomycetes; Pleosporales; Didymellaceae
Exons: 1
Coding region: 489-1463 (324 amino acids)
Source: RefSeq, a predicted model, not a curated record
AAUCCUCUCGGUUGCUCUCAAUCGCCCACCAAGCGACCGCUAUCCGUCGACAUGAUCCUACCGCCAGAGCUGCUGACGCUCGUUUUCCUGACUGGCUUGGCUGCCGUCUAUGCGCGUAUGCCACCCUUCCAAACAGGUUGACAACCACGUGCUGACACGCUGAAGAAGUCGAGGAUACGACCACGCUAACAUUCAUUACCACGUGGGACGUCUCUUCUGUCAUUACCACACCCACAGCUGCUCCUCUGUCGCCUACAGGAGACGCGAACAGCAUCGGCGCGCCAGCCCCAACGCCCACGGCCGACGACCCGCCGCAGUUCACAGAGGUCGAGGCGUGCGACUUGCCCGAUCCGCCAGAUUGGUGCAACGAGUCGCCGCCGGAUUUCUGGCAUCCUGAGGAGUCUGCGACGGGAUGGGACGACUGGGCAUCGUGGAACAAUGAUGGGAUUGGAGGCGGGAACGAUUUCGCGCCGACGACGCCAACGCUCAUGCCGGUUGAGCAGACAACGCAGGUUGUCACAACGGUGACGCCUACGGUCAUUGGAAUCAGGACGAGUGUGCAGGCGGUGGUGGGUGGGGGUGCGACGCCGCAACCACAGCUUCCGGACACGGUCCCUGCAGGAGAUUGGCAAACAGCGAAGCAGGAACCGCCUGCGCAGCACACACCUGCCAAGGACGCACCGCAGACGAAGACAGCAGGGGGGCCUAAUGCAUCACAUGGAAGUCAAGCUCAAGAAAAUCCCAUUCAACCUACACCAGGGCAGUCCACAGCGGGGUCGAAGCCAAGCCCAGAAAACUUACCGGCCCAGGGACAGUCAGCCUCGACCGGAAACGCACUCUUGGACACCAUCAUCAGUCAUCUGGGCAAUGCACAGCCAGGCACGCAACCCGCACAACCCGCACAACCCACGCAGCACAGUCUUCAAACCACCGGAGGGUCGGAUGAGCAUUUCGCCCAAGAGUCUGCCGCAGCACCGACAGACACGACCCACGUCGGACCCCGCGAAUCAGCACAAGGCUGGGACGUUGGAUCCGGGCAAAUCACACGGGCUCCGGCGAACACAGCCUCUGCCCGCGAUAGCAUCGCAGUCGGCACCGUCAUCACGCUCGGCUCCGCGGCGAUAUCGCUCACGCCCGGGCUGUCAACUGUCGUCGGCACUGGCACGGAUACCACGCUCAUCGCCCUCCAGACCGAUGGCGCAAGCCACACCAUCAUCACGGUUAGCUCCAGCGGCACGGCGGUCACUGCCACGCUCUCGAAUGCACCUGCCACGCUCACGCUGCCGAAGACUGGGUUCGAGGCCAGCAUCACAGACAGUGCGGGGAGAGGGGUGGCUACGUCGCGUGCUGCGGUGACGGCGGUGUCGACGAGCAGCAGGGGUGUUGCGAACGACAAGAGAGUGGACGUGAGUGCGCUGUCUGCAUUCGUGGUUGGGCUUCUUGGGUGCGCUGCCGUGCUCUGAUACUCUGGACGAUACGACUGGGUCUACGGGUACGCUGGACGUUCGGGAUAUAGCGUUCAUCUCGACCUUUUCUCCGCGAAGAAGACCAGCGACAACAUCAUGUAGCCCACAAUCUACAUGCUCCACAGCUUCUCUGCACGGUCCUCAACCUAAGACACAGCAACUCUUCGGGUUGACGAAGCAACGCGAGGAUCAGAUAUCGCUGAGACCCCAAACGAACGCCUCGCCACUCUUCAGCUCUCUUACAAUGGCGAAACA